This is a messenger RNA of Dracunculus medinensis (Guinea worm), 2577 nucleotides long. Lineage: Eukaryota; Metazoa; Nematoda; Chromadorea; Rhabditida; Dracunculidae. The record is from the annotation of a GenBank genome assembly.
UUGCUGCUAGAAGCGCUUCCAUUUAUAAUUGAAUCUCUGUCUAAAAGCCCGUCACCAUCGAUGUCGACGGUUUCCUGCCCAGAAUAUCCCGAACUGCAAGAAAAACUCCACAGGCUUGCUCUAGCUAGAGAUAGUCUUUCAUUACAGGUAACAGUUUUGACAGAGCAAGUUGGUGCGCAAAAGGAAAAAAUUCGAGACCUUGAACAUCUAUUAGCUUCGAAACGAAAUAAGCUAGAUUCAACCGAAGAGCUUCUUCAAGAACAUGCAUUUAAUCGAGGUGAUCUGGAAUCAAAAAAAUUAGAUUUAAUGGCUGAAGUCUCGAAUUUAAAAUUAAAAUAUGCAACUCUUGAGAGAGAAAAAUUCGAAACUGAGAGAAAACUUCGGCUAUCGCAAGCGGAAAUUGAACAUUUAAACCAGUCAAUGCAAGGUUUUAUGAUGCAACACGGUCUUCAUCCUCAGUUCCAAAAUAUUCAAAUCCAAGCACAAGGCACCUUGCCUCAAACGAUUUUGAAUGAAUCCAUAAUAAAAAGGACUGGCGAACCAGCGAGUGAAAUGGAACAGUUACGUUUGGCCGUCCAACGUCUUAUCGUCGAUAAUGAACAAAAGUUGGAAAAUUUUCAGGAUAUGCACAUCAAUUCAUUGCGAAAUGCUCUUGACGAAUAUUGCCGUUAUGAACGUGAAAACCAUUACAAUUCACCAUCAUUGUCUGUACAACGAACAGGUAUAAUAAAUGGUACCAAGAAACAGUCACAACAGCAACAACAACUAGGAGUGCAACCUUUUGAUAUAAAUGUACAAAUCAGAAAAUUACUUAUGGAGGAUUAUAACGAUCACAUAGCACAUUCUUCUUCAUUUCCGAGCAAUUUUUAUAGCACUCAGCAACAUCAAAAUACUUCCACAUCAUCGAGAACACCUUCAGCGAUACAAUCUUCGUCUUCAUAUACUUCGUCACUUUCUGCUGCUUCACCGCAACAUAGUUGGUCCAAUUCAGGUACUCCUCGCCAUCAUGUACAAUAUGGAAAUAUCGCUUUGAAUACUACUGGUUUAUCACAAGCGACAAGCAACUCUCCAGGGACGUCCGUGUCUAACUAUCGAUCUCCGUCUUCACCAGCAGCCCGGCAACUUGCAGCAGAAUUGGAUGAAUUACGUCGAAUUGGAGGAGAAAUACAGCAGAAACAUGAUAUUUCAAUGAACAAUGGAAGCUUAUCGCGCUCCUUAAAAUCGGCAAAGGCUGCUUCAACCUUAACGUUGCCAAGAAAGAAAUUAUCAUCUACUGCAUCGACUGGCAUAUCGGGUGAGUUUCCAAUAAUCGUAUCACGUUCAGCAGCAAGUGUUAGCGGAGCAUCGCGUCGACCGAUGAGAUCCUAUCGUCAACAAAUGAACAAAUGGCUACACGACAAAAUACUUUCUCGUGUUGACAAACGAUCAACUUCAGCCCCAAAUCUAGGUCCCCGUGCGAUUGAUGCGUUGUGCAGUGAUGUCGAUGAUUAUGAUGAUGAUGAUGGUCAUGGGCGAAGAACAACUGCUUCUGAAAAUGAAAAUGAGAUUGAAAGUGAUGAUGAAGUUAUGCGAGGAAGGCAGUCUCGAUUCGCUACAGAUAGAUUUAAACGUGAUCGAACAAGGACAUCCUUGAAAAAUCUACUUGGAAAGUUGACAAGGAGCACAUCACAAGAAAUUCGAUCAAGUGAGAUUCGUCGUGGAAGUGCCACUCGAUCAAGCGUAUCAGCACGUUUAGCAUCGGUUGGACCAGUUGCCGGUGCAAUAGCUUUGCGUCCUCCAAUUCAGCAGUUCGUUGAUUGGACCACUGACCAGAUAUGUGAGUGGAUUGCUGAAAUUGGAUUCAGUUUGUACGUGCCUGAAGUUGGAAGAUUUGAAUUAUUAAUGAAGAAUGUUUUGCAUCGGAAGAGGUUACGUUGCAUACUAAAUAGCAUAAACCGAGGUAUUUCGGAUUCAUCCGAUCGAAUGGACGUUCAUCAAGUUGUUCGUUGGUUGGAUGAUAUCGGAAUUCCUCAGUAUGGAGAUAAUUUUGCUGAAAACAUGAUAGAUGGACAAAUGCUAACAAUCUUAACCGCCCAGGAUCUUAUGGAAAUGAAGAUAACCUCAGCUUUACAUCAUGCAACUAUUGCCCGAGGCAUUCAGUUUCUUCGAUCGAUCGAUUUUUGUCCAAAUCGUAUUGAGCGGCAUUUUAAUCCUUGGCUGAAAGCUAUCGAUUUAGCCGAAUUUACUCCGAACUUAUUAUGCGCUGGUAUUCAUGGAGCUCUUAUGGUACAUGAGCCGACAUUUACUGCCGAAUCUCUUGCCGAAGUUCUUCAAAUCCCCCCUCAUAAAACACUUCUAAGGAGACACUUGGCAACGCAUUUCAAUCAGUUACUUGGACAAGAUAUUAUAAGUCAUAAACGAACGAUACUUGCUCAACCUUAUGUCGCCCAAUUAGCGCCAUCUUUAAAAAUUCGUCUUGUUAAGAAAGGCUUUUCACUGACUCGUAAAAAGGGUAAGAGUGAAGUUUACGUUGAACCCGAUGAACUUGUUUGUCCUCCAUCGAAUUCAAGAAUAAAGUAUUCUCAGAAUUUUAAUUAG